CUCAUUUCUCCUGGGAUUAACUACUUUGGAAUUUCUAUGAUUGACUUCUCCACUUGGACCUAAGGAGCUCAUUAUUGAGAUAACAUCAUCCAGAUAGAGCCUUGGUUCUCCAUCUCAUCACUUAUAGGUAACAGUGUGGACGGUUACGUAACCAGGAUCCUGGAUUGAGCCAGCUGGAGAGAGAGAGAGAGAGAGAGAGAGAGAGAGAGAGAGCGAGCGCAGCCCAAGCUACUGCGCUCCAAGCUACUGCGCUCCAAAUUCUCCUCGGAACUUGCGCAUGCAAAACGCCUGUCCCUUCUUCUUCCUCUUCCAGGGACCUUAGCAACUGCGUGCCUCUGGUGAUAGGGCAGUCUAGCAGGCCGGCGUCGCCGGGGAGCUUGGCAUGCCCCAAACCUUCCCAGGAAAGAAGCCGGGUUCGGCUUCGGCCCGUAGAUUAAUAAGGCGAAGCCUGUCGGCCCCUCCCCCACGACCCGAACGCCGGGGCCGCGGCGCAGGGAGAGUUAACCUCGCUGUAUUUCCCCGCCCCACUCCCGCCCAGGUUAUUGGAGGCUGGGCCCUGGCCGGCAUUUCCCAUUGGUCCCGGAGCCGGCACGGCGCUGAUUGGCCUGGGGCUCGCAGAGAGGCUCGCCGCUUGGCUCGGAGUGGCAGCUCCAGGCCUCCCCUGGGCUCCCUUAUUGGGCCGAGCUGCAACCGCCAGCAGCCCCUGGUUUGGGACGCGAGCCUGGAGACUCGGUUCCGGAUCCUGGGAGUUCCACCCGAUGUGCAAGCGGGUCCAUCUUCGCCGCGCCCCGGGCCAAUUGCUGAGAUCUCCGUCCGGUCCCCUUUCCUCUGUGAUCCCUCCGGUCUGCAGAGCGUCCCUGUCUCCCCUGGCUGUCUCCGCCUGUCAUUCACUCACCUCUCUGGCUUUGGAGCCUCUGUGUCCUCCCUUCCUUUGAGCCCUAGACCAGCAAGGACCUUUCAUACAGAUAGGUCUCUUCUCCACCCCUCCCUUCUCAAUUUCUGCAUGCUAUUUCAACCUUAGUGACUAUUCCCUUUA
Molecule: messenger RNA, 1036 nt
Organism: Phascolarctos cinereus (koala)
Lineage: Eukaryota; Metazoa; Chordata; Mammalia; Diprotodontia; Phascolarctidae
Source: RefSeq, a predicted model, not a curated record